AUGCCUGCUGUCGGCUCGCUCACGCCUGAACAGGUGGCCGAGGCGGAGGAACGGAUUCGAAAUGCUGGUAGAAUUCCCAUGAUAUCCCUCGAGCUGUCCCUUGGGAUCCUCUUUGGACUCGCGAUCGUGACAUGCAUGGGCCGCAUCAUCAUUCGUCUUUCGUCGCGCGGACGCCUUGCCCUGGAUGACGGGCUUCUCAUUUUUGCCUUAUCUUGCCUGGCCUUCAGCACCGGGAUCAUGUACAAGAUCUCGCCAAAUUAUUACCUUGUACAGGCAUUGAUCCGAGGCGAUCCAGCUGCGAAGAUCAUUGCUUCUACACAAGGUUACCGGAAACUUACGGCACAUUACAACUGGACGUUUGCGAACAUCGUACUCUCGUGGACGGCAAUCUUCUUCGUAAAAGGCAGUUACUUUGCGCUUUUCUAUCCAAUGAUGAGCGUCAUGUCGAGGCACGUGCUAUGGUUCUACUGGGCUGCUGUUGCCCUUUCUGCAGCGUCUUGGUUUGUGCUGGCUUUCGGGUCCAACUUCAUACUCUGUAAAGAACUUGGAACGGCCGCAGUGAAAUGCUAUUUCAACAACAGCAGGCACGGCAUGUUCACUAUGCUCGCAGUGACGGCUACGCUUGACGGCCUCACGAACCUCACCAUUGUCAUCAUCCCAAUAUUCAUCCUCCGCAAAUCCGCAGUGCGAGGAACCGUCCGGCUGGGCGUUGGCAUCUUCCUAAUGCUCUCGGUUUUCAUGCUCAUCUGUUCAGUCAUUCGCGCGGCUGGAGUCUAUUACCAAGGUAUCAUCGAUUGCCGGUGGCAGUCGUAUUGGUGCCACGUUGAGGCUUGCAUCGCGGUUAUUAUGGGAUCGUUGACGGUCUACCGCUCGACCCUGGUAGGAUCUAACGAGGUCCCAAACAAGAUGCAGUCGUACCUGUACAAGUGGUUCGGUAUCACCUCGGAUCAGAGUCAGGACGAUAUGUCGGUCUUGAUGCAGAAUGCGGCGAACAAGGGCAUGCAGCCAGAGCAAGACAUUUCCAACGAGGAGACUCUGGUGGGAACUUACAACGAUGAGAGGAAAUCGAUUGCGUCUGUAAAACAUGUAUAA
Molecule: messenger RNA, 1092 nt
Organism: Paraphaeosphaeria sporulosa
Lineage: Eukaryota; Fungi; Ascomycota; Dothideomycetes; Pleosporales; Didymosphaeriaceae
Exons: 3
Coding region: 1-1092 (363 amino acids)
Source: RefSeq, a predicted model, not a curated record